AUGAAAAGCAAGAAAUCUUCACAUGCUGGAGCCUCUUUCCUUCUGAUAUCAACCAUUUUCUUGUUUUUCUUGUCACGACAAGCAAGUUCGUACCAAAUGCUCAUAUGUUCGGGUUUGAGCACAUCAUGUUCUGAAUGCAAAGCAGAGUGCGAGUCAACUUAUGGAGCAUUAUGUAUAAAAGAAAAUUCCAAAUCCGAUCGUCUAUUUUGUUGUUGCAAAAAAAGUCCGCCUCCAUCGUAUUAUGGUCCCAUAGAAGCUCCUUCUUUGUAA
Raphanus sativus (radish) is the source of this 270-nucleotide messenger RNA. RefSeq names its product putative defensin-like protein 79. The coding region runs from base 1 to 270 and encodes 89 amino acids. Lineage: Eukaryota; Viridiplantae; Streptophyta; Magnoliopsida; Brassicales; Brassicaceae. The record is from RefSeq and is a predicted model, not a curated record. The transcript is spliced from 2 exons.